GCUUACGAUCCCCGGAAAGAAGAAGAGAGAAGGCCACUCUAACAAAGCUCACACCUUCUUCUUUCCAUCAACCCAUAAAAUUUAAAAUAAGGAAGAAGAGAAAAGAUCGAAUCUUUUCUUAUUUAAUAUAUAUAAUCUGUUGAAUUCAUUAAAAAAACAAAAGUACAAGAUGAAUGACUUAUUCUCUAGCUCCUCGUUUAAAAAAUACCAGGACCUUAAGAAACAGGUCGAGAUAGACGACAUGGAAGCCGGCACGGCGGCGGGCGGCGGCGGCGAAAACGAGACUGUGGAUCUUGACAAAUUUUUCGAAGACGUGGAGAACGUGAAGCGCGACAUGAAGGGCGUGGAAUCACUGCACAAGAGUUUGCAGGAGGCGAACGAGGAGUGUAAGACGGCCCACAACGCCAAAACCAUGAAGGAUUUGCGGUCCAGAAUGGACGCCGACGUUUCCAAGGUGCUGAAACACGUGAAGGUGAUUAAGGGAAAGCUGGAAGCCCUCGAACGGUCCAACGCGGCGUCCCGCCAAGUCCAGGGCUGCGGACCGGGCUCAUCCGCGGACCGUACCAGAACCGCCGUGGUUAGCGGGUUAGGCAAGAAGCUAAAAGACAUGAUGGACGACUUCCAGAACCUUCGGGCGAAGAUGAACUCCGAGUACAAGGAAACGGUGGCGAGGCGUUACUACACCGUCACCGGGGAGCAGCCGGACGACGACUUGAUCGACAAUUUAAUUUCCAGCGGGGAGAGCGAGUCGUUCCUUCAAAAGGCGAUCCAAGAACAAGGGCGCGGCCAGAUUCUCGACACCAUAUCGGAGAUUCAAGAACGGCACGACGCGGUGAAAGAAAUUGAAAAAAACCUAAUCGAGCUUCACCAGAUCUUCCUGGACAUGGCGGCGCUGGUGGAGGCGCAGGGGCAACAACUAAACUCCAUCGAGAGCCACGUGGCGCACGCCAGCUCAUUCGUCCGCCGUGGAACCGAGCAGCUCCAAGAAGCUCACGAGAUUCAGAAAGAGUCCAGAAAAUGCACGUGCAUCGCCAUUAUCCUAGUCAUUGUUCUCAUCAUUGUCCUCCUUUUCCCCAUCUGGUCCAAUCUCUUGAUGAUUCAUUUGAGAUAGACUCAUAGAUUGAUUUGAUAUGAUGAAUCUAAUCUAAUCUAAUCUCAUCUAUGCUCGUCGUCUUAUAUUAUGUAUUCAUCAUCUCAUCUGAACGAAACAACUGCAUAUAUUAUUUACAGGGAAUUGAAGUCUCUCAAGCUAAGCUGUGGCUCAGCUCGCAAUAUCCCAACUGCCUAUGCAUGCAUGCCCUCAAAUUUUUUUUUUU
Ipomoea triloba (trilobed morning glory) is the source of this 1316-nucleotide messenger RNA. Its product is annotated as syntaxin-124-like. Gene Ontology annotation, molecular function: SNARE binding; SNAP receptor activity. Gene Ontology annotation, cellular component: endomembrane system; plasma membrane; SNARE complex. The transcript has a single exon. Gene Ontology annotation, biological process: exocytosis; intracellular protein transport; vesicle fusion. The record is from RefSeq and is a predicted model, not a curated record. The coding region runs from base 170 to 1111 and encodes 313 amino acids. NCBI's taxonomy places the organism in Eukaryota, Viridiplantae, Streptophyta, Magnoliopsida, Solanales, Convolvulaceae.